UUUAUCUCUGUUUUGAUGGCCCUGCUUUAUAUGCAGCUUAUGCCUUUAGGAUACAGGGGGCCAAAAUGUGUGAAAGAAGGUGUUACUUUGCCUGUUGGAAUUCAUCCCUUAAUAGUCUUGUGUUUCUCAAGGCAACCUGCCAAAACACUGUGGUAUGACCGCCCGCGGUAUGUUUUUCUGGAGUUCUGCGUGGAAGACAGCAUUGAUGUCAAAGUUGACAUCCAGGACUAUCGGGUGAUACUCAGCUGCAAAAAUGUGGAUAGCGUGGAGUUCUACAAUGAAAUCGACUUCUAUGCCAGAGUGAAUUCCAAGGACUCACAGAAUAAGCGCUCUGGUCGAUCCAUCACCUGCUUCAUGAGGAAGUGGAAGGAGAAGGUGGCAUGGCCACGCCUCACCAAGGAGAACAUCAAGCCAGCCUGGCUAUUUGUGGACUUUGAUAACUGGAGGGACUGGGAAGGAGAUGAGGAGGUGGAGAAGGUCAUGGUUGAGGAGUAUGCAGAGCUCCUGCAGAAGGUCACACAUAAAGACCCUCCCCCUGCAAUGGAUGACCUUGAUGAUCCGGACGACCGGGGCCUCAUCGAGGACAUCCCCGUGCUGCGAGUGACCCGGCAGGGCGCGGAGGCGCUGCAUUUCGUCCAGACGCCGCUGGAGCCGGGCCGCGAGGUGCGGCUGUCGCUGGACUGGGACAGGAGGUUCGACCACAUGCAGCAGCACUCGGGGCAGCACCUCAUCACUGCCAUUGCAGAUCUGAUGUUUGGAUUCAAAACCACCUCAUGGGAGCUGGGCCGUCAGCGAAGUGUCAUAGAACUGAACACGCCCUCAAUGACAAGGGAGCAAGUGGUGGCUCUAGAGGAGAAUGUGAAUGAGAAGAUACGGGCCCAUGUUCCCGUGACGGUGAAGGAGUUCUCUGAUGGUGACCCAGAGGUGGAAAUGGUGAGAACCCGUGGUUUACCAGAUGACCAUACAGGGCCAGUACGAAUUGUGAGCAUUGAGAAUAUAGAUGACAACAUGUGCUGUGGAACUCAUGUUUCUAACUUAAGCCAGUUGCAGGUUAUUAAACUGCUUGGCACAGAAAAAGGAAAAAAGAACAAAACAAACUUGGUUUUCCUGGUGGGGAAUCGAGUACUGAAGUCUGUUGAACGGAGUCAUAGCACUGAGAAGACUCUCACUUCACUGCUCAAGAAUGGGCCAGAGGAACAUGUGGAAGCUGUGAAGAGGCUGCAGAAUUCUGUGAAGAUGCUUCAGAAGAACAACUUGAACCUGCUUAGAGACCUAGCUGUUUUGACAGCCCAGAGCUUCAAAAGCAACCCGAAUCGAGGCCAGCUGUUUGUAUUACACAGGAAAGAUGGUGACACUGAGUUCAUGAACAUCAUUGCUAAUGAGAUUGGGAUGGAUGAAACCCUGCUGUUCCUAACUGUGGGAGAUGAGAAAGAAGCUGGUCUCUUCCUCCUGGCUGGGCCUAUCGAAGUAGUUGAGAAUUUAGGUCCCAGGGUGGCUGAAAUCUUGGAAGGCAAAGGAGCUGGGAAACGGGGCCGCUUCCAAGGCAAGGCAAACAGGAUGAGCAGGCGAGCUGAAGCACAGGCCCUGCUCCAGGAAUUCAUUGGCCACCAAAGCCCAGAAGUAUGAAGAACAGCCCUUUCCCUUGGACUAUCCUGCCUGGAAGCAUAAUGGUAUGCCACCACUGACACUCCUAGAAUAAUAAAGAUAUGGGAAGAAUGA
Messenger RNA from Gavialis gangeticus (Gharial), 1719 nucleotides. RefSeq names its product alanyl-tRNA editing protein Aarsd1-like. Bases 16 to 1626 code for a protein of 536 amino acids. The record is from RefSeq and is a predicted model, not a curated record. Gene Ontology annotation, biological process: regulation of translational fidelity; tRNA aminoacylation. NCBI's taxonomy places the organism in Eukaryota, Metazoa, Chordata, Crocodylia, Gavialidae. The transcript has 15 exons. Gene Ontology annotation, molecular function: Ser-tRNA(Ala) deacylase activity; aminoacyl-tRNA ligase activity; ATP binding.